Perca flavescens (yellow perch) is the source of this 3993-nucleotide messenger RNA. RefSeq names its product Kell metallo-endopeptidase (Kell blood group) (gene kel). The transcript has 20 exons. The coding region runs from base 32 to 2449 and encodes 805 amino acids. Gene Ontology annotation, cellular component: plasma membrane. Gene Ontology annotation, biological process: protein processing. Gene Ontology annotation, molecular function: metalloendopeptidase activity. Lineage: Eukaryota; Metazoa; Chordata; Actinopteri; Perciformes; Percidae. The record is from RefSeq and is a predicted model, not a curated record.
UGACAGCUGUUUGACAAAUGUAUAAGACAGGAUGCAACACGCAGGAGAAACAGAUCAAGACAUCCAUAUACUAAGAAUGAGUGAAACUCCAAUAGAGCUUGAGCUAUCAGUCCAGCCAUCGUCACAGCCAGAAUCGGAGAGGGAGCUACGGCCUCCGCCUCUGUUUCAGCUGCCCUUCCCCACCCAAGAUCCCUCCAACAUCUAUCAACAAACCCAGCUCCAGCCUGAGCUACAGCUAUCACAGAACCAAGCAAAGCCAGUGUGGAUAAAUCAUCGAAGGCUGUUUCUCCUCUUUUUGGGGGUUUUCUUAUGUGCUGCCAUUCCGCUACUUAUUUGCUAUAUGCAUCAUAUUCUUCAAAAUAGGAGCAAUAACCAGAAAGACAAAGUGACUCCAUGUCUCUCCCCAGCCUGUCAGUGGGCCUCGGCCCAUCUGUCCAUGUCUGCUGAUCCCUUCACGCAGCCCUGUGAUUACUUCUUGUUCACAUGUGGAUCCGGCAGACUUUCACUAGACAGUGGGGGGAGGCAAAGAGGUCAGGGCAUCCCUGGACAUCCACAGAACCAGAGGGAAAAGGCAGUGUGGCUAGAGAGGAGAGGACAGAGUAAAGAGAAAGAAGACGGAGAGAGGAGAGAGGAAAAAAUACUGGAUAGAAAAACUGUGCUGCUGCAGUAUCUUAGGGAGAUCUUGGAAUCAAAUGACAGACCGGGUAGUACAGCAGUGCAGAAGGCCAAAGGAUUUUACUAUUCCUGUUUGGACACCAAAUCCAUAGAGACGGCUGGAGCAGAACCCUUCCUUUCACUCAUCCAGAAACUGGGAGGUUGGGCAGUAUCAGGCCAGUGGCAUCAGACUGAUUUCAACUCCACCUUGAGCCUGCUCAUGAGAGACUACGCCACCUUUCCAUUCUUCAACCUCUAUGUGGGUAAAGACCCAAAUGAAAUUGCCCGCGGGAUAAUCAAAAGAUACAUACAGAUUGAUCAGCCAGAUCUGUUGAUCCCGAUUGAAUGGAACAGAAAGACGCUGAAGUCUCAAGCUAAAACUCAGACACUACGUCCCUUCUUGGCAUCAUGUCAGAGAUACCUGGCACUAUUGGGGGCCCUGCCCAGCAGCAGCAUGUUCCACGUGGGCAACUUUAUGUCUCUGUCCUCUGAGCUCGCUGUGGCUGCUGCACCCCUGGACUAUCGCCUGUCGAAAGGGCAGCUCUAUCAGCGCAUGACCAUCAAAGAGCUACAGAGCCAGGCCCCUGCCAUUGAUUGGCUGGGCUGUCUGCAGGCCGCUUUCCAUCAACUGCCUCUCAUCGAAGAUGAUCACGUCCUUCUGCAUAACUUACCCUACAUUGUGCAAAUGUCCCGAAUCAUUGGCAAAUGGCUGAACAAGCACGAGCUGAACACCAGCGGCCCCAUUCAUACUUACAUGGUCCUUAAUCUGCUGCACACCUUGAUACCUGCUCUAGACUCCAGGUUUUCUGAAACGGAGAAGAAUUUGUCUGUGGCUCUAGGUUACACUGAAGAGGUAGCCCCUCGCUGGAAACACUGUGUGUUAGAGACUGAGAGAGGAUUUGACUCAGUUCUUACACACCUUCUCAGUGAAAGGACAGCACACAGAGACGCAGAGGAGAUUAUUCAAAAUAUAUUUUCCUCCUUCAAGUCCAAAUUACAUGAACUCAAGUGGAAAGAUCAGAAGUCUCUCCAGUUUGUGAUGAAAAAGGUUCAGUCUUUAAUUCCAAGACUUUGGACUACAAAACAGAUCUUGAGUGAGGCCGAGCUUGACCUGCUAUUUUCCAAGGUGACAGUCAGCUAUGGCACACAUAGCUUCUUCUCCAACUACGUCCAGCUACUGUCCUUGUGGCAAAAGAGACUCCGUCAACUCUUGACUGAGCAGACUGAGGAGGCUGAUAUUCUGUCUGUCAAACCAUUUAUCCUGGGUGAUGAGCUCCUCUUUCCCAUGGGAAUGUUUAUCCCUCCUCUCUUCCAUCCUUCCUAUCCUAGGGCAAUGAAUUAUGGUGUAAUAGGUUUCCUUAUCGCCAAAGAUAUCCUCCACCUGAUUCUGCCUGACAUUUACUCUCAAAGUGAGACGGUGCAUGCUGUUGGGGAAUGUGUGUGGGCUCACUACCUCACUGUGACAGAAAAAGCAGGCCGAGGUGGGGCGUUUUCUCUCUCAGCGGCACAGCAGCAGGAGGUGUGGGUGCAGUAUUCCGCGCUGCAGAUAGCAUUGCAGGCUUAUCAUCAGAGUCUGAAGAAACAUCCAAGUGACACUUCCAUCUCAGGACUAUCACUCACUCGUCUGUUUCUCACAUCUUUUUCUCAGGUUAACUGUGACUCAGACCCAUACCAUGAAUUCAUGCCCUUGGAGCCCUCCUUCUUGAUUACAGUGAUUUGUGCCAAAUCUGACCUGUGUCCUACAAGCCUGCAGUGCCCCAGUAAAACCCAGCAGCAUUCAUUACAAACAUGCUGAGUACAUUCUCAAGACCUGCACUCGUAUUUUUGUUGUUAUUUAUUAAUAUGGAUUGUCUGGCAUUACUAUCCACUUGGUGCUGUAGAAAUUAAGCGCACUGUGGAUGUUUACAAAUUGUUGUUACAAAGAUAGUUUAUUUAUUAUAACAUACAUUAAUUGUGAGAGUACACUGACACUUUGUACAGUAGUGUGCUAGUUGUUAAGAUGUUUGGAUUUCCAUAGACUGCACAAGCUGUUACAUAUUCAUGUAAAUAAAAUAAACAUAAGAAAAACCGUUUUCACCUCACGUCACAGAUCCACUUCAUCACACAUGCUGCCAUGGUAAAAAAAAACGAUUCGUUUUAAAUGAGCUCCUAGGUGAUGGAGACAAUCAUCUCCAACAGCAACUAAAUAAUUAUUUUUGAAAAACAAACAAAAAUCACAAACUUACCAUUUGAAAAUCAGGUCAUGUAGCUAGCUAGCUAGUGCCUGUCAAACUUUCCAACAAUCAGCUGGGGAGUUUUUUUGUUUGGUUUUCUUUCUGAAAAUAUGAAAUAGGCUAACAGCAAAAAUGCGGAGGAAAGCCACAGCCAAGGGCGCAAAGGGAAAUGCCAAUACCAACAUUAAAGCAAGAGAAAAUACACAGCUAAAGGUAAUAAAACAAAUAGGACGACCUACCAAAACUCCGACUGGGAAAGGCCUGGGAAAAGCAGGAGCUAAGCGUUUGGGCCGACUUCUAAAACGAGCCAUCCAGGACCCGGAGGAGUCCAACGUGAAGGGAAAAGUGUCUCUGCCAAAGACUCCCGUUCGCCUAUUCAAGCAUCAGAUUCAAACGGAGGCUGAGAAUGCACCCAAGACAAACACUGCAAAGUCGGCCUCGCCUCAUGUCCCCCAGCUCAUCCUCAAUGUUGUUUCCCAGUGCAAACACCGAGGCGGCAUCUCCAUGGCAGAGCUCAAGCAGACGCUGGCUGCUGGAGGCUACAAUGUCACCAAGAACAACAGGCGGGUGAACGCGGCGACUCAAAGGCUGGUUAACAAUGACAAACUUGUACGAACUACAAGGAAUGUAACAUUCAGACUCAACAAUGAGAAAAAGCAAGGAAGGACAAGUAGUGUGAUAUCCCCACAACUAAAAGGAGUUCUGAAGAAGAGCAAAACAAAAUCCACCAAAUCCAAAACACAAGCAGAAAAGUCACAGAGACAAGCCAGAAAGACUCCCAAACCAAAAGGCAAGACUCGUAAGCCAGCAGCCAAAUCACCAAAACCAAAAGGCAAGACACCCAAAGCGAGAAGAAAAUCACCAAAGCCAACAGGGAAGAAAAGCAGAUCUGCAACGAACUGCGUGGCACGGGUUCGAAAGGCACCAAGGAAGGCUCAAAGGGCUCAGAGACGUCGACCAAAGCUAAACCGGCCUCCGUGUAAAUCUUCCCGGAAAAGCCAGCAACCAAGGCCAAGACUAAAAACACAGCGACGUCGGGUUACCGGGAUAAGAGCUUACUACUAUUAGCAUUUAGAGUAAUUAAUGGUGAGCAGUAAUAAACUCAAACCUUUCUAGCAACCUGAAA